CCUUCGCAAAGGCGCUGUCCCAUUGUCACUUGCUCACUCGCAAUUCGAAAUUGGAAACGACCAUCGCCAUAGCCAUCGCCAUCCUUGUCGCAUGCACAGCUCAGCACUCGUCGUUACCGUCCCACAUUCGUCUCAAACCCGCCGGAAGUCCAGCUGCAACAUUGUGUCCAUCUCAACCCUUUACUUAGGACCGUGAGAUUGCUUGACUCGCUCUGUCUGGUUCACAGAGCAUUUCUGGCGCCUUCGUCUCACAGCUGACGCGUUUCAGUGAAUAAUGUGACCUGGUAUUGUGCCGUUCUCUUUCCACUUUGGUUGGUAAGAGCGGCACGGUGUGCGAGGAGAUCGAGGGGCUCGUUAGUAACUAAUUCGGGUUUUGCAUUUUCGCGCAUGUCGUUGAGGGUUCGGUUUGAGACGUUGUACUCGCGGGACGGACUCGGAUGUCGUAGGUUAAAAGCCGUUUGCAAUGUGCGUUGUGGAGUUGGAAGUUAGGAGGCGUUGUUGCGUGUGGAUUGUGGCUGGAAUCGUAUCCUGAAUAAUGUAGGGAGAGGUUGGAAGAGUGUCCCGGGAGCCGCUGAUGAUUGUGAGCCGGUGGUGGGAAUCAGGGCAUGGUAUAGAAGGCUUGGAGAAUCAAAAGAUAAAUGGAAAGUUAUGCGUCUAAUGUAAUGAAUGUAGAGGUAAGCCGGGAAUCGCCAAGGCAGGAUAAAUGGGCUUAACAGGCGGUAUAAUUUGAUCGAACCUUCAGAGUUUUUCUUUGUUUUUUUCCAGUGGAGUACUGGCAGGGGAGGGAGUCUUGGGGAGACCACAGAUCUGGUAGAAAGAAGGGUCAAGAUUGUCGAUUGCAGUGUAAAUUUUGGGAAAUCCUCUCACAAAUCAGAGAAGUCUCAAUCAGGAGAAACAGAUUUUUCGAAGCACAGGUAUUCCGUGGAAGUAGGCGUCACAACUAUGGGGUCUGGAAGACAGAGUGAUGGUAGGGAAGUUCCUAACUACGCUGGGUGGGUGUUUCACGUCGGGACAAGCUCAUUAGGAUACCAAUUCUGCCGACCCCGUUAUUUGGUCAUCAAGGGCAAGAAUGUGACGAUGUAUAAGACCGACCCCGGCGACAAUCCGCGAUCUAUUCCCAUGAGGAGCGGACUCGUUGGGACUCAUCUGAUGGUGGAGGAAGUUGGCCGCCGAGUCUUUCACAGUGGGCCUCUCUAUGUUCUGAAGAUCUACAGCAAGCUGGAUGAUAGCCGGAAUGGAGAGUUCGCAUGUACCAAUUGCGAGGAAGUGGAGAAGUGGAUAUCUGCUUUCAGGCAUGCGAAGGAAGAGGCGGAGACGAUUAUUGACAGAACCGGAAGUGGUAACCGGAUCAUGCACAGUGAUGACGAGUUCGAUAUCAACGGUCCUCGAAAAGGCUCCCGAGGCAUUGCGAACAUUGGCAGAUUGAUAACCAUAGGAAAAGGUCCGGAAGCACUUCUGAGACGGCCAUCGAUGGUGGCCCAAGAUCCUGAAUCAGACGGUUUCUACAAUUAUCCUCAGGGGGACACAUUUGAACUAGCAGAUUGGAGAUGUGUUUACAUAGUCAAUGGUCUCCGAAUCUUUGAAGACGCUACAGCUUCGAAGGCAGAGAAGGGUCACAUAAUGAAGUCUGUUGGAGUUAUCGAUGCAGCAGCAGAGACAAUUUUUGAGCACAUCAUGAGCUUUAAUACCAAGAUGCGAUACCAAUGGGAUAUGUAUAUGGGCAACUUAGAGCUUGUUGAGGAAAUCGACGGGCACACCGACAUUGUGUACGGUUCGUUUGACCCGAAAUUUUUCAAGAGGUUCCAGAAAAAAACCGACUUUCUGUUUUCACGAGUUUGGCGCCGCGACCAAGAUGGAUCUUAUUCUAUAACACAAAUCUUUACCACCCACAAAAAGUGCCCUCCGAAGCGUGGAUUCAAUCGUAUAAAUAUCAGUCCGGGGAUAUGGGAGAUUAUGCCAUUACCACCAAAGCCUGGUUUCGGUUCGCCUCGAUGUCUUGUGACGCAAAUGAUAGAGGUGAAGUCAACAGGGUGGGGACGAUGGAAACAUAGUUCUUUCUCCAAGUUCCUGACGACAAUUCCUUACAUCUUACUUUGUCGUACUGCUGGUUUACGAGAAUUGGUUGCAGCGAAUCCUGAUAAUACUCACUUAGAAACUCAAGUCAAGACCAAGGAAGUGAAGAAGUCAGUGGAUGAGCAGGGACUGAGUGGGUUAAACUCACUCUUAACGCGACCUCCUGAUUCUCUGCAUGCAGAGCCGCAGGAAGAGUUUUAUGAUGCACUAAUGGUCGAAUAUCCUGAUGAAGACGAGGACGAUGCCGCUCGAUCAAUGCUUUCCAAGCAAAGGACCGCUAGUCAGAAGUUUAAGGGAAUAUCUUGGGGCGUUGUAGUUGGCCUUUCAAAAAGUAAAAAAGCUCCAGCAACUCGAGCAGAAAAAGAGCUAGAUUGGAAUUUUCCAGCCGUGCAUUUUGAGGACGGCGUGUUUCAGUCAGGAUUGAGGAGGUGUGAUGGCCGAAGUGACCAUGGAUGGUCUGAUCCUGGUGGUAAGGGCUUUAUGGUUCGAAGUGUUACUUACAAUAAUGACGGUCUUAAGACCACUGGAGGAGACCCGCUUUUAAAACUAUUAGCUGUGGAUUGGCUGAAAUCCGAUAAGAGGAUUGACAACGUUGCCAAACGACCUAGCUGCUGCGUUCAAUCUGAUGCAGGCAAGAAAGCGCCAUUCAUUCUUAUCAUAAACCUACAGGUACCAGCCUCUCCCAACUACAGCCUAGUCAUGUACUUCGUAUCUGAGAGGCCAAUUCGACAAGGGUCACUGCUAGAUCGAUUUGCCAAUGGUGAUAAUGCUUUCCGUAAUUCACGGUUUAAGCUUAUUCCUAGCAUUGUGGAGGGUUACUGGGUUGUGAAGCGUGCUGUUGGCACUAAAGCGUGCCUUUUAGGCAAAGCUGUUACUUGUAAUUACUUUAGGGAAGAUAAUUUUCUCGAGAUUGAUGUGGACAUUGGUUCCUCUUCUGUUGCACGCAAUGUUGUGGGUCUGGUUUUGGGUUACGUAACCAGCAUCGUCGUUGACCUGGCUGUUUUGAUCGAGGCCACCAAUUCGGAGGAACUACCGGAGUAUAUCCUGGGUACAACGAGGAUAAACCGUUUCACAUUAGAGUCCGCAGUCCAAGUUUGAUAGGAUUUACCUUCUACUUAAAUUAUUACAGGAAGCCAUCCCAAGUCCAGAGUUAGCCAAUCUCCAUAAAUUCUGUGUUUGUAAUCCAUAAACAAUAAUCCACUUCGGAGCUCUGUAACAUAUGAAGGUACCCUCUUAAGAGAGUAGCAAUUGCUGCCCCAACCAAGGGUUUCAUUCAGGCCGAUAUUCCUUGCCGUGCAAAUUUA
Molecule: messenger RNA, 3377 nt
Organism: Physcomitrium patens
Lineage: Eukaryota; Viridiplantae; Streptophyta; Bryopsida; Funariales; Funariaceae
Product: protein ENHANCED DISEASE RESISTANCE 2
Molecular function (GO): lipid binding
Source: RefSeq, a predicted model, not a curated record